UGGCGGCCUCUACUGGCAUACAAGAACCUGAUUCGUGCCAUCGAACAUUUGGGGAUUAGCAUGGUGUUUGGCGAGGAAUAUUUCGGAAGGGGCGACCUGGACCACAACAGCUACCUCAGCUUCGUCACCAACGACGCGCUCGGCCAGGACUUUCUGAACGCUAGCAAGAGCUUCGCGUACUGGAUCAAAGAUCGGUACCAGCUACUGCAACAGGAUUAUCCGUGGUACUCCAAUAUCACCCGACGGAGGAAGGAGAUUGUCACCCGCGUCAAAAUCGAGCCUGACUUCGAGAAAGCCACUGAAUAUUUCUAUGCCAUGCUGGGCUAUUUAGAUUCAUUACAGAAGAUUCAAUACGAAAUUAGAGGGAAGAUUGAACAUACCAUCUUGUCAGAGGUGCGAGCGUCCAACAGUCACGUGGUGAUUGGGAUCGUGCUACUAGUGGUGGUGCUCAUCAUCUCUCCCGUCAUCAUCAUCCUCGUCAGGAAGGUCACCAGAACCCUGCAGGCCUUCACUGAAACGCUCCAGUAUAAGACCUACGAGCUGCGAUACGAGAAGAAACGGUCGGACAUGCUGCUGUACCAGAUGCUGCCUCCAACGGUGGCGCAGCAGCUGAAGCAGCGGAAGCAGGUGUCGGCCGAGACUUACCAGUCGGUCACCAUCUACUUCUCCGAUAUCGUCGGCUUCACCGAGCUGGCCUCCGAAAGCACGCCCAUGCAGGUGAUAUCAUUGCUAAACGCACUCUACAAAAUGUUCGACUCCAGGAUCGAGCUGUACGAUGUUUACAAGAUAGAAACAAUCGGAGACGCCUACGUGGUAGCCUCUGGCGUACCGCAGAGAGCUCUGGGCAAGGACCACGCGGCCGAGGUGGCCUCGAUGGCACUGGACCUGCUGCACGCCACCGAGAACUUCGUGGUGCCGCACAUGCCCGGCGAGCGGCUCCAGAUCCGCAUAGGCAUCCACACGGGGCCGGUGGUGGCCGGCGUGGUCGGCACCAAGAUGCCGCGCUACACACUCUUCGGCGAAACAGUCAACGUCGCCAGCAAGAUGGAGGCCGCUGGACUGCCUUUCAAGAUUCACAUCACUGCAGCUACCAUGGAGGCACUGGAUCGCGCCGGCGGUUUUAUCAUGAAGCUGCGAGGCGAGAUGGAGAUCCGCGUCAAGAUGACCGACUGGGGCCGGUCGGCCUCUCAGGGCACGGGCUCCAUGGAGACAUACUGGCUGAUCGGCAAGCACGGCCGCCUGCCGGAGCGACGCGUCGACUCGGACAAGGAGGACGUCAUCGACGUGAUGGCCGAGAACCCGCACACCGACGCGCUGCGCAAGGAGCGCCAGAAGAAAAAGGAGCUGGCCAGCCACCGGCAGUCCAAACUUUCGCGCGCUCUGGAGACCAUCAAGGGACACUUCAGCGGCUAGCGGAGACGGCGACCGGGAAGGAUACGGCGCUGGCCGCGGCGGGCCGUGCUCUGGCGCGGGCCGUGCUCUGGC
Molecule: messenger RNA, 1485 nt
Organism: Pollicipes pollicipes
Lineage: Eukaryota; Metazoa; Arthropoda; Thecostraca; Pollicipedomorpha; Pollicipedidae
Product: atrial natriuretic peptide receptor 1
Exons: 8
Coding region: 61-1413 (450 amino acids)
Biological process (GO): cGMP biosynthetic process; intracellular signal transduction; receptor guanylyl cyclase signaling pathway
Cellular component (GO): plasma membrane
Molecular function (GO): peptide receptor activity; guanylate cyclase activity; adenylate cyclase activity
Source: RefSeq, a predicted model, not a curated record